Eriocheir sinensis (Chinese mitten crab) is the source of this 914-nucleotide messenger RNA. RefSeq names its product nudC domain-containing protein 2-like. Gene Ontology annotation, cellular component: cytoplasm. The transcript has 6 exons. The coding region runs from base 177 to 722 and encodes 181 amino acids. NCBI's taxonomy places the organism in Eukaryota, Metazoa, Arthropoda, Malacostraca, Decapoda, Varunidae. The record is from RefSeq and is a predicted model, not a curated record. Gene Ontology annotation, biological process: protein folding.
GGAGGUAAACAAAGAAGGACCAUCAUCGUCAUCAUCAGGGCUAAGGGCAGCCAUCCUGCUUCUCUUGAAUCCUUAUAAAUACACCAAAAACAAGCCACAAAUCAACAACGGAGGACACAGAGGGGAAAUAAAAGGAGUAAAAGAAGAGAAUAAGGCGUAAAAUAAAGGGUCCCAGGAUGCCCGACUACGUGGAGACGAAUUUUGACGAGCGCAGCGGCUUUGUGCCAUGCGAGACAGAGUGGGGAAGGUGGUGGCAGACGGUGGCCGAGGUGCACGUGGAUGUCAAAGUGCCGGAGGGGACGCGCUCCAAGGUGAUUCAGGUGGAGGUGCGGCCGUCACACAUCAAGGUGGAGGUGGCGGGGAAGAUGGUGUUUGAGGGCACUCUGUUUGGGGUGGUGCGCGGCGACGAGACAGUUUGGACGCUGGAGGACCGGAAACUCGUACGCAUAGUGAUGACGAAGGCCGACACCAACACCAAGGAGAACGUGUGGGAGGGGCUGCUGAAAGAACGGUUCCUCGCCGACCCCUUCGUCCUUCAUGAGAUGCGUAAGAAGUUGGACCUCGAGCGUUUCCAGAUGGAGAAUCCCGGUUUCGACUUCAGCGGAGCGAAUCUGAAGAAGAGCUACGACAAGGUGCCAAACUCCAUCCUGCAGCAGUGGGAGGAGAAGAAGAAGAAACAGCAGCAGGAGGAGACAGGGGCGGCCAAGAGUGAGGGGAGCUGAGGAAGAGGAAUGAGUUGGCAGCAUAAUAUUAAAACCUUGAUAGAAAGUCCCGUGAAUAUGUUUUGUUGUAGUUUUGUUUAAUGUUCAUGUGUGUGUGUGUGUGUGUGUGUCUCUCUCUCUUUCUCUCAUUCCAUAUAGGUUUGUUUUGCUUCCUUGGGUUUGAAUAUGUAUUAGAAUUCUUUGUUAUAACAC